GAAGUACAAGAAGAAAUAGUGAGGGGGAUCUUCUGUAAGCUACUUGUCUUAGUUGAUAUAUUGUUGCUUAUAAGAUUGUAAAUUGUGGAGGACACUUUUAGGUUUCUGUCAGUAGUAGUGUGAUUGGAAACAUGGGUUAUGCUUGUGAUUUCUGUGGAGAUCAAAGGCCAGUGGUAUAUUGCCGGUCUGAUGCUGCCUGUUUAUGCAUGUCGUGUGAUAGAAAUGUUCAUUCUGCUAAUGCGCUGUCCAGACGCCAUUCAAGAACAUUGUUAUGUGAAAGAUGCAAUUCGCAACCUGCUUUUGUUAGAUGUGCAGAGGAAAGGGUUUCACUCUGUCAGAACUGCGAUUGGAUAGGGCAUGGUACCUCUACCUCAAACUCGACACAUAGGAGACAAGCGGUCAAUUGUUACUCUGGUUGCCCGUCAUCUGCGGAACUUUCUUCCAUUUGGCCGUUCUUUCAGCAAUUUCCUUCAGCAGGUCAAUCUUCAUGUGAACAAAAACUAGGUCUAAUGAGCAUCAAUGAGAACGUGGAGAGUACUUCCUGGGACCGUACAGAGAACAACGUUAGCCAGGAUAAUACUGGUAUGGCUGUUGUUAAUGAAACCUGUGGUGGGGAUAAGGGAAGUGGUUCAGGUGGGUCUUCUUCAACCCCUGAACUCAAAUUCGCACAACUUAUGGAUCAGCCAUUUGGAUCAAAAGAUGCAUCAUUGUCCAAGUCAUGUUGCCCUCCAACAAGGUAUCCUGGACUUUGUGAGGAUGAUCUCUAUGAUGACUUCAACAUGGAUGAAGUUGAUCUGAAUCUUGAAAAGUAUGAAGAACUCUUUGGGAUGACUCUCAAUCAUUCAGAACAACUUCUCGAGAAUGGUGGAAUUGCUAGCUUAUUUGGGACAAAGGACAUGCCCGCUGCUGAUUCAGACUGUCAGGCAGCAGCAGUUGCCGAGGGCUCAGCUGUUGGAGUGGUCAAUGCAAUCCAGCCAGCAUGCAGCAAUGAUGCAUCUGCUGAUUCCAUGAUGAGCAACAAAACUGAUUCAAUUCUGUAUUUUACCGCUAGGCAUGCCCAUCCAACAUUUUCUGGCCAAACUGGAGAGAGUACAGCAGGAGAUUACCAAGAUUGUGGGGCUUCCACUAUGCUUCCCAUGGGGGAGCCUCCUUGGUGUCCCCCAGGUGCUGAGAACUCCUUGUCAGCAAAUAGAAGUGAUGCUGUCUUGCGUUACAAGGAAAAGAAGAAGACGCGAAUGUUCGAGAAACGAGUGAGAUACGCAUCUCGCAAAGCAAGGGCCGAUGUGAGAAAGCGUGUGAAGGGACGGUUUGUCAAAGCUGGUGAUGCCUAUGAUUAUGAUCCAUUGAGCCCAACCAGAAGCUUUUGAGAGCUGUAUGGUUGUGUACAUAAGGCACCAGGUUUUUUUAAUCCGAAGUUGGAUUAGAAAAUGACAUGAAUAAACUACCAAGGCCUGGUUCCUAGUUACGAUAAAAGAUUGAUGGAUCCUGGCAUCAUUUGCCGGGGACAUGUUUGCCGCGAAGCUGCGUCCCACACCUGCUGUAUUAUGUUCGAGGAAGUUCACCUGCUCAGGUUCUUAUUAUAGUAUACCUUCAACUGUUUUAUGUGCUUCUGUAAACGCUGCUGCAGUCAUGGCGUGUAAUAAGAGGCCACCCUUCCGAUGUGGAGUGGCAAUCAAAAGCAUGCAGCUGUAAUUUUGUUUUUUUUUUGUAUUUCUAUGUAUGUAGGUAUGUAUGUAGUAUGUAUGUAUGUAUGUACGUGGAGUUGAGAGAGUUUUAAUGGCUACCAGUGAACAGUAGUUAGGUCAAAGAAAGAGACAUGGAGUUGUAAUAUUGUUUCACUUGUGGUGGACGUGUA
Messenger RNA from Hibiscus syriacus, 1855 nucleotides. RefSeq names its product zinc finger protein CONSTANS-LIKE 9-like. The transcript is spliced from 5 exons. The coding region runs from base 132 to 1367 and encodes 411 amino acids. NCBI's taxonomy places the organism in Eukaryota, Viridiplantae, Streptophyta, Magnoliopsida, Malvales, Malvaceae. Gene Ontology annotation, molecular function: zinc ion binding; protein binding. The record is from RefSeq and is a predicted model, not a curated record.